Molecule: messenger RNA, 6622 nt
Organism: Coregonus clupeaformis (lake whitefish)
Lineage: Eukaryota; Metazoa; Chordata; Actinopteri; Salmoniformes; Salmonidae
Product: CSC1-like protein 2
Exons: 24
Coding region: 379-2910 (843 amino acids)
Cellular component (GO): plasma membrane
Molecular function (GO): calcium-activated cation channel activity; nucleic acid binding
Source: RefSeq, a predicted model, not a curated record
GGAAUACGUCGGGCUUCUAAUUGCCGGUAUUUAUAUUCCCGGAGCGUCCGCGUCCAUUUUCGCUGUCGUUCAAAGGGACUGUGAAGCAAUUCGCCGCUUUUUAAACUUUUGCAACAAAAAGCCCUUAAUGGAUUUCGAAUGUGUUUCUGACGCUUCUCAGUAGCUAACUCUCGUGAGGCUGAUUGCUUGGUUUCCAGACCUCGUCACCUUGGUGGUGGAUUUGUAAGGAUAUAUUUAGCCUAUCUCGUUUGGGAUAUUGCCAUUUGAGCAAGAGAAGACGCGAACGGAAAAUCAAAUUGGAUUGCCAGGUUCCCAGGAAGAUGUGGCUGUGAGCUUGCUCAGAGUGCUGAUCCUGUAGGUCUUCACCUGAUCGUGACCAUGGGGAUAUGGCCAGGUGGUGUCCGGGCCUGCAUUGCAGGCCAGGAGAACUGCUCUGCCAACAAUGAGUCCAAGGACUACUGUUACUCAGCCCGUAUCCGCAGCACCGUGCUUCAGGGCCUACCCUUUGGAGGGGUCCCCACCGUCCUCGCGCUGGACUUCAUGUGUUUCCUGGUGCUUCUCUUUGUCUUCUCAAUAUUGCGGAAAGUGGCCUGGGAUUAUGGACGCUUGGCAUUGGUGACAGACGCUGACAGAUCGAAGAAGCGUUUCAGCGGAUUGGAGGAGCGGGAAUAUGUUGCCUCAGCUCUGCAUUCUGAAACGCCAGACCGCUAUGAGCGUCUCACUUCAGUCUCCAGCUCUGUCGACUUCGAUCAACGGGAUAACGGCUUCUGUUCCUGGUUAACUGCCAUCUUCAGAAUAAAGGACGAGGAGAUCCGGGAGAAGUGUGGUGAGGACGCCGUGCACUACCUUUCAUUCCAGCGCCACAUCAUCGGCCAGCUGGUGGUUGUUGGGGUUCUGUCUGUGGGCAUCGUCCUGCCAGUCAACUUUUCUGGAGACCUUUUGGAAAAUAAUGCAUACAGCUUUGGGCGGACCACUAUAGCAAACCUGAAGUCUGGGACUAACCUCUUGUGGCUCCACACUUUGUUUGCAUUCAUAUACCUGCUUCUGACUGUGUACAGCAUGAGACGACACACGUCCAAGAUGCAUUACAAGGAGGACGACCUGGUGAAACGCACUUUAUUUAUCAAUGGGAUCUCCAAAUAUGCCGAAGAGGUCCACAUAAAACAACACUUUGAACAAGCCUAUGAGAACUGCAUUGUUCUGGAUGCUCGAAUCUGCUACAACGUAGCCAAACUCAUGUCCCUGAAUGCUGAGAGGAAGAAGACAGAGCGCAGUUUAAAGUUCUUCACUGAUCUCAUGGCCAAAGAGCACAUGCCCACCAUGAUCAACCCCAAGCCCUGUGGCCACCUCUGCUGCUGUGUCAUCAAAGGCUGUGAGCAGGAAGAGGCAGUGAGCUUCUAUACUAAGCGGGAGGCCAAACUGAAGGAGGAGUACAGAAAGGAGAAAGAGAAGGUGAACACCAAACCUCUUGGCAUGGCGUUCGUCACUUUCCAGAAUGAGGCCAUGACUGCAAUAAUCCUAAAGGACUUCAAUGCCUGCCAAUGCCAUGGCUGCACAUGCCGCCAAGAGCCCAGGUCAUCCCAGUUCAGUGAAAGUCUCCACAUCUACAACUGGAGUGUGAGCUAUGCUCCUGAUCCUCAGAACGUGCGUUGGGAGCACUUAUCGUUGGGGGGGAUUUCCUGGUGGAUUCGCUGCUUCAUCAUCAACUGCAUCCUUUUCCUCCUGCUCUUCUUUCUCACUACACCCGCCAUCAUUAUCUCCACGAUGGACAAGUUUAACGUCACCAAGCCUGUGGAGUAUCUCAAUAACCCCAUCGUCACCCAGUUCUUCCCCACUUUGCUCCUGUGGGCUUUCUCUGCCCUGCUGCCCACCAUCGUCUACUACUCUGCUUUCUUCGAGAAACACUGGACGAGGUCGGGUGAGAACCGGACCACCAUGCACAAGUGCUACACCUUCCUCAUCUUCAUGGUCCUCUUGCUGCCUUCACUGGGUCUUAGCAGUUUGGAUGUCUUCUUCCGCUGGUUGUUUGAUAAGAAAUUCCUUGCUGACGCCACUGUCAGAUUUGAGUGUGUCUUCCUCCCUGACAACGGAGCCUUCUUUGUCAACUAUGUCAUCGCCUCAGCAUUUAUCGGUAACGCCAUGGACCUGCUGCGGAUUCCAGGCUUGCUCAUGUAUAUGAUCAGACUGUCCCUGGCCCGUUCCUCUGCAGAGAGGCGUAACGUAAAGAGGCAUCAAGCAUUUGAAUUCCAGUUCGGAGCGGCCUACGCCUGGAUGAUGUGCGUCUUCACUGUAGUAAUGACGUACAGCAUCACCUGUCCAAUCAUCGUCCCCUUCGGUCUGAUGUACAUGCUGUUGAAGCACCUGGUGGAUAGAUACAACAUGUAUUACGCUUACCUUCCCUCGAAACUGGACAAGAAAAUCCACUCGGGUGCUGUCAAUCAGGUGGUGGCAGCUCCCAUCCUCUGUCUCUUUUGGCUGCUAUUCUUUUCCACCAUGCGCACAGGCUUUGUGACCCCCACGUCCAUGUUCACUUUGGUGGUCCUAAUCAUCACCAUUGUGGUAUGCCUGUCGCACGUCUGCUUCGGCCACUUCAAGUACCUCAGCGCUCACAACUACAAGGUACGGGUCACUGUGCUCAAGAUUGACACCAAGGAAACUGAUGUUGACGUGGUUGAAAAUGGCCGCCCACCACUCCGCACCUUCUCCUCUCCUUCUAAUAAGUCUCAGCAACCAACGUAUAUUGCCCAGGUCUUACAGGACCCAAUCACGGAUGAGGCUUACACAGGCAGUGGGGAGGAAGAUCGGGGGUCCUCACAGGAUGAGGAGAUGAUCAACGCUGGGAAUAGUCUCAAUGAAGCUGAUUUCCAGUCAGGUGAAGACAGCCUCAUAGCCAACGAGGUCCACCAGUAACACUACUAGCUGAGAAGGGGAAAGAGAGACAGAUGGUGAGAGAGGGAUUUUGGAGAGGAUGAAUGCCAGACAAGAACAACAAACCACCAACUUCACUUUGGAUUCUAAAACCAUCUGCAGUCAUUCCCCCCCCAUGCUCCCCCACUCUGUCACCUUUUUUCGGUUGUGCCUCUGCACAUUGGCAUUACCAGAAAAUGCCUGAUACACACACACUCACGUGGUGUAAUUGUGAGUGGUUUUGUUAAGUCUAAUUUGGAGCUUGUCUGUGCGGAUUCUUCAAAGUCCCCUCUCAGUGAAAUUUGAACACCUAUCCACGCUAUAUGAAUCUGGGCGUUGACGCCCCUUGUUUUAUUUAUUUAUCUACUGGAGUCCUACACUUUUAUGGAACUUCUAUGGAGCACCAGUCCAACACUGGUUUUCAUCAAACCCAAAAAGAUGGAGUCCCAGGAAAGAAACCAUAUACAAAAGGCUAAACUUUGUACAUAUCCCAAAGUAUGCCAACCGUUUUUGUGUCUCUUAUUGGGAAGAGGGGGUCAAAAUUGUGCCUGGUUUUGGUUUAUUUUCAUCCAUGUUUCCUUACUUGUGUGUCUAACUACUAAAUCCCAAUCAGGGUGGCUCAGGGCUGGUGUAGAGGUCAUGAAAAUUAGGCCACAAAGCCUCCAAUGAAAUCCUGCUCCAAGCACAGGUCCCAUGAACUUUUAUGGGUCUACAGACUCAUACCCAAACUAAACUUAGUUCAUUUUUGUCAACGUGCAAAGCACCCUGCAUUAGGUCUUCUUUCUCAUAGUUUAUGAACUAAAUGACUUGCUUGCCCCUUUUUCUUUUGAUAUCUUCUGUUCGUCAUAAGAUAUUCACUCUGCCACUGAACAUCCUCAGUUCAGUUGGAUUGUGGUGUUUCUGGUGUGACUUGUGUUGUCAUGACAUGUCUACAGUCCUCCUGCCUGUGAUGCCCUGUAAGUCACCUGGUCUCUCUGCUCCCCUCCAUCCUGUCCCUCUCAGUUUCCAAAGGGUCAGUGGCUUGCUGACUCUUACAGCCACUGACUUACAGUUUUUUUUAUUAUUUUUUAUUUCACCUCUACUACCUUAAACAUAUGAAAUAGGAAGCUAAUGUUCUUGUCAGCGCAUAGUUCAGUAGGCAACUUCUACUCUAACUGGGUUCUGUUCACCUUGGAGAACUUGAACAUUUGCACAAUAGUUCAAUAGUUUAGCUUAUGUUGUAGAUCCAGGGAAAAGCGGUGCUUUUGCACUUGAUGAUCUACCUUUUAAGCCUGGAGUUUUCAGCACUCCUGUAAGAGGGUAUCUGUAUGGGUUCUGUCUGUGUUUAUGUGUGCACUAACAGUAGAUCAAUACAUGAGAACGGCAAACAAAGUUGCUAAGGAUUUAAACAUUUAAACAUUAACACCACCCCCCCGAUUCUUUAUUAUUUCUGAUUCUUGCAAUGUUUAUAGUUACUUACAGUUGAAAUUUGGAGAGGGGUCAACUACAGAUUUAGUCUAUAGGUAGAAAAAAAAUAGGUUUACAAUGACUUUCAUGCGCGUGCAGCAUUAAAAUAUUUGUUUCGUUUUUGUAGUCAAGCCUUGUCUUUCGUCCCACAGGGAACACAAAACAAAACAAAAGGUUUCAAUUGUGAGGACCCACUUUGUGUUUGUUGACUAUGGUCAUCAGCUGGUGCCUGUUAUUUUGAGACAAAAAGUGUUCAAAGAGAAACUAGACCGAUGGGUGGGUGGGGGGUGGGGCACUGGGAGACAUGAAGAAACUGGUCUUGCCUCAAGUUGUACUCUCUACCCUUAAAGUCCUCCAAUCAGAAGUACGCUGAGGUGAGCUAAAUUAUAUGCAUCUCUGGAGGAGCCAAGUCCCAAUGAAUUAGCUGUUUUUGUAUGCUUCCUCUCUGAGGGAAUAGUAAUGAAGUGUAGAUGAAAAAAUGUAGCCUUAGUAAAGUAUUUUGCUCCUCAGGAGUCAUACUUAUGGAAGAUAAUUGUUCAGAUAUACAGCACCAAUGAAUAGCGACGCUUCCAUUUAUUUUUUUCACAUCCGUUUGGGUGCAGUGUGUUUUCAUGCACUUGGAUGAAAGUACCAUUAAGUUGUCUCUGAUUGAAGUGCAAUCAGUCAGGUGUCUGGUUGAGAACAAAGUGACAUCAUGGGCUGGCCCUUCUGGCUUAGAUGUCAGCCAUCUUUGUUUUGCACUUUCUGGAACAGAACUGUGGUAUUAAGGCCAGGAUCUAUUUUGGCCCUCAGCCUCUUUUCUCAGCCCGCAUAGCAACUACUCAUUUGGUGUUCACAGUUAUACCCUGGGAAAGUGUGAUGACAUUUCAAAGCCAGUGUUCACUUUCUUUUCUAAAUGGACUUCAAGCACAAAACACAUGAAAACACAAUCAAAUACUUCUAUAAAAGGCAUUGGGUAGAAAUAAAUUAAUUCACAAAUACGUAUAUAAUUUCAUACAUAUCUUAAAUUACCACGUUUUCAUGAAUUUGAUAUAAUCCUGUCAAAAACAGAAAAAAGUGGAUAACGAAGUAUUUCUUUAUUAAACUAGCCAGUCCUUUCAGAUCUGUGAACACCAUAGGGAUAGGGCCAAAUGGAAGAGGCUAGGGACACACAUUUUACCAGGCCCAAGAGUGUGGCUCCACUGACUAAUCCAACAGAUGAGGUGCACUGAUAGUGAAGGUCUGCUAGAGGUCACUGUAUACCUGUGUUUUUUUAUUACUAUAAUGAUCAUGUUUUGGAACGGGACGAAUCGUCUCUUUGCAAAAUGAUUUGUUGUAACAAAAAAAGGAUGCAAUAGCAACAAGGAACAUGCAAUAGCGACAAGUGCGACAUUCAGCAAAGAAAUAGAACUAGAGCAGUAACUUAAGGAAAUGUUGAAGUCCUCAGUUGUAUUUUUAUUACAGCUGGGUUUUUUUUACAUUGUAUUAGUUGUUUUCAACUUUAAGCGUUUUGAUCUGUUGACUAAGCUAAUCUAUGAAAGCUGUGGCUAUUGGUAACAUUAGUAGCAUUCUAUCAGAUAUGAUUUUUUUUUACCAUGGCUGUCUUAUUAGCAGCACAUGUUCCUCUGUAGACACACUGAAAUGACCAUUGUAUUGUGGUUUGUCCCUGUUUGAAAACCAUAGCUACAUGCUGGAGAUAUUGUAUAUUUUCUGUGUCUACUCUGUUCUGUAACUUCUGUUUCCCUUUUUAAGUGAGUGUGCACUAACACUCCGUUCAUGAUUUGUAUGCACGCUAACACAAGACUUAACAAUAAUCCAGUGGAAGUACAUUUUCCUGACACUAUAAGAAAUCUUGUUAUAGAGGUUUGCUUGCUAAUAUACGGUCUCUUUCUCAAUGGAAAUUAAGUUACUUUACAGUAUCACUAUUCUACAGUCCCGGCGAUCGAACCCACUACCUUGGCGUUACAAGCGUCGUGCUCUACCAGCUGAGCUACAGAGGAUCAAAUAAUGGUAGUGUUAUAGAGCACAUAAUCUACAGUUUCUAUAAAACAUGAAUAUGGGUAGGGAUACAUAAAAAUACAGCAAAUGGUCACACGUUUGUUUGUUUUUAAGCCUCUGCUAACGUUCAUGCUGGUUCCAUUCACUAAGACAACUAAGGAAAGUUUAAUUUGAUGCUGUAGAUUUGUCAGGUUGUCUAUACUAUUUAUUUUGACGUUUGUCCAAAGGUCUGUAUGGUGAAGCAUUUGUCAUUAUCUGUUCCUUGAUCAAUAAAAUCGUCAUUCAUCCUUCA